Saxophila tyrrhenica is the source of this 1338-nucleotide messenger RNA. It is a transcript of the gene BTN1, whose product is annotated as battenin CLN3 protein. Lineage: Eukaryota; Fungi; Ascomycota; Dothideomycetes; Mycosphaerellales; Extremaceae. Bases 1 to 1338 code for a protein of 445 amino acids. Gene Ontology annotation, biological process: regulation of intracellular pH. Gene Ontology annotation, cellular component: membrane; vacuole. The transcript has 4 exons. The record is from RefSeq and is a predicted model, not a curated record.
AUGCCGGGGGCGCCCUCGUCUUCAUGGCGACUCUUCUGGGCGAGGGUGAAGGGGAAGUUUGAAGGCGCGGAUCUGAGGGUCUGCAUCGCCUUUUGGCUGUUUGGCCUCGUCAACAACAUCCUAUAUGUCAUCAUUCUGUCGGCAGCAUUAGAUCUUGUUGGCCCUUCUAUCCCAAAAGCUACGGUCCUCCUUGCGUCAAUCAUACCAGGUCUCGCAACCAAAGUCGUCGUGCCAUACUUCAUCCACCUCAUACCCUACUCCCUCCGCAUCAUCGCCUUCGCCACUCUAUCAACAUGUGGCAUGCUCACGGUCGCGCUAUCCCCAUCUACAACAAGCGCCUCCAGCAUCACCGCAAAGGUAGCCGGCAUCGUCCUCGCCAACAUCAGCUCUGGUGCGGGAGAAGUCAACUUCCUAAGUCUGACGCAAUUCUACGGCACCUUCAGUCUGGCGGCAUGGGGGAGCGGUACUGGUGGUGCGGGACUGAUUGGAGCUGGCGCAUAUGCUCUGGCGACGACUGAGCUCGGCAUCUCGGUGCAUGCGACGUUGCUGACGAGUGCGCUGUUGCCGUUGAUCAUGCUUGUCAGCUUCUUCGCACUGCUUCCAAGAGGACCGUUGCGUGCCGCAAGGAAGCAUGAACAAGCCUACCAUCACAUCGAACCAGAUGAAGACCCCGCCGAAGACGAUGGCGGAGAAACCGCUGGCCUGCUCGACCAGCCAGACCGGCUGUCGAACUCAUCAGCAUUCAGCACCCAACCCCAAAGCUGGCUCCAAACAACCCUCCAAGAACUCAAACUCAAACUCCUCCGCGCCCGCACCCUCAUCAUCCCCUACAUGUUCCCCCUCUUCCUCGUCUACUUCGCCGAAUACACCAUCAACCAAGGCGUCGCCCCGACCCUCCUCUUUCCCCUGGCCUCCACGCCAUUGAAACACUACCGCGCCUUCUAUCCGACCUACUCCGCUCUCUACCAACUGGGCGUUUUCAUUUCCCGCUCCUCGCUCGCGCUCUUCCGCGUGCGGAGCCUUUACGUUCCCUCCUUCCUGCAGGUGGCGAAUCUGGUGGUGCUUACGAUCCAGGCGCUGUGGCCGUUCAUGCCAAACGUUUAUUUCGUUUUCGCCAUUGUGCUUUGGGAAGGGCUGUUAGGAGGACUGGUGUACGUGUCUACGUACGCUGCUGUGCGGGAAGAGGUGGCGGAAGAGGAUCGGGAGUUCAGUCUUGGGGCGGUGGCUGUGAGUGACUCGGCAGGGAUUUGUCUGGCCGGGUUCCUGGGCGUGGGGAUGGAGAGUGCGCUGUGCAGUUGGCAGGUCGGGCAUGGGAGGGAUUGGUGUCGGCAACUGUGA